GGUCUCCCCCCUCCCAGACCGGGGAGGUCUCCCUGCUGCCGUCCUCCCUCUCCCAGACCCACUCCGGGCACACUGACCAUGGCUGCCCCGGGCAGGGCUCAGCGGAGCGGGCUGCUGGAGCUGCGGGGGUCCGGGGAACGCUGGCUCAGAGUGCUGGUACUGCUGGGGGAGGAAACUCUCAGCUUCACCCCGGAGCCGGAGCCAGGGGCACCCGAGGAGAAAGCAGUGAAUGGCGGGGACUCAGAGGGGAGCGUCCCGGAGGCUAUCAUCAACCAGAGGAGGACAAUCCGGGUGGUCAAACAGGAGGCAGGGGGCCUGGGGGUCAGCAUCAAGGGGGGCAGAGAGAACAAGAUGCCUAUCCUCAUAUCAAAGAUUUUCAAGGGCUUGGCUGCAGAUUUGACCGGAGCUCUGUAUGUGGGUGAUGCCAUCCUGUCUGUGAAUGGAGUUGACCUCUCAGAGGCUACCCACGACGAUGCCGUACAGGCUCUCAAGAAGACUGGCAAGGAAGUGGUGCUUGAAGUUAAAUACAUGAAAGAAAUUUCUCCGUACUUCAAAGGAUCACCUAGUGGCUCCAAUAGUUGGGAUUCCACUCCACCAGUUACUCCACUCAAGAAGGGUUCUCCUGCUCUGCCCCCGCGGGACAUAAAGGAUGGGAAGAGCAUUCCACUGAAGAUGUGUUAUGUUUCCCGAAGAUUCAUACCCUCAGAUCUUGAGCCCAGAUACCUGGAAAUUUGCUCAGCAGAUGGCCGAGAUGUUUUAUUCCUGCGGGCGAAGGACGAGGGCACAGCUCAGUCUUGGUUUAAUGCCAUCCACACCAAUGUUUCUUGUCUUAUACCACGGAUUCGAGAGGAUAUCAAGCAGUAUCUAGGCAAAGAGGUUAAACACAUGGGUUGGCUGACUGAGCAGCUCACCCAGGAUGGCAAGCGGAAUCUAUUGGCCAUUCUUACAGAGAAGGAUCUCUUGUUAUACAACAGUCUCCCACACACCCGAGAGGGCUUCAGCAAACCAGCUUUCUGCUAUCCUCUCAUUGCCACAAGACUUGUACACUCUGGACCUUCAAAAAGCUCUCAAAUGUAUGAUACAGAGUUGGCAUUUGCUCUACGUUCUGGCACUCAGAAAGGAGUAGAAACUCAUCUUUUCAGUGUGGAAACGCAUCGCGAGUUAGCAGAAUGGACACGGACACUAGUUGAUGGUUGUCACAGUGCAGCUGAGCUUAUACAAGAAGUGACCACAGCAUGCACGUGGGGUGGGAAGGAGUGUGCUCUGUCCAUUCACAUUGAUCAUGGAUUCACCCUCUUCACGGAGGAGCCUGGUCUAAAUAGGAUUAUCCACCUCCAUAAGCCUUUUGAGAAGCUCCGAAUGUCUUCCGAUGAUGGAGCAAGGAUGUUAUAUCUGGAUUUUGGAAAUCCCGACGGCGAACUUAAACUGGAUCUUCACUCUUGUCCCAAAACCAUUGUCUUCAUCAUUCACUCUUUCUUAUCAGCCAAAGUGUCCCGUCUUGGCCUUCUAGCAUAAGCAAAGAGGCAUUGUGGACUUCUGCCAGCAAUCAUGCGGGUCCAUGGACUAACUCGCUACUGAGAUCAUGAAAACUACCAAAAGAGUCUGGGAAGUUCUCAGUAUCUUCAACUGAAUAUGUGUGCAUAUAUAUAUAUAUAUAUAUAUAUAUAUAUAUAAAUGUGUAUAUCCACAAACGAUGUAUGCAUGCCUUUGCCACAUAUAUGUAUAUACACUCAAAUAUGUAUAGUAUACAUUUGAGUGUGUAUAUAUACACAGAAACAUAUAUAUAUAUAUAUAUAUAUAUAUAUAUAUAUAUGUAUAUAUAUAUGUAGAUGUGCAAUGGUUUGAUAUACUACAUACAUAAACAAAGCACAUAUUGCAUAUUGCUCCAGAAAUCACUGUUUCAAUAAUGUGGGAAUGGAAGAGUUAAAGAACAUUAAAUAUUGGUGCUAUUACAUCACUAGCAUUACUAAUCAAAACACUUGUUAGCCACAUCACCGAGAACAAUUUCAACCAAUUCGCAGAGAUACAGCGUUCUGUUCUUUAAGUGUGAGUUGACAAAUUAUGUCUCUACAAUUUAAUGAAUUUGCUAAAAAAAAAUUCCCAGUAUCACUAAUUAUUUUAGCCUAAAUGUUGCAACUCCGUCAUUGGUCCCUCACAGCUCACUAUUUCGUAAAUAUACCUUAAAGUGUUUUUUUUUUUGUCUGAAAUAGAAAAACAAAUGAUACAUUUAGUGUCUGUUAAGAAAUAUCGUGCCUUAUACAUAUAUUUUUUAUAUUAACGAUUAAAUGCACAAUAUUAAAGAAGCACAUAAAUUAGUUAUUACAUACAGGAUAGAUAAGUAAAGAUAUUCUGUGCCUUCAAGUGACUGAUAUAGUAUCCACUGUCAAAUCAUUAAAAUACUUUGUAUGAAGCUAAACAAACAAAUUAUUAAAAUAUCUGCUUUACCGUUUUAAUCAGAUUUCUUGUGGCAGCUUUUGAUUUUAUAUAUUUUGUGCAUUUUGUUAAAUAAUUAUAUAUACAUAUACCAAGAUAUAAUAAUGACAUAUAUUAGAAGCAGAUAUAAUUUUAUCACUGUUUAAAUGAAAAAAAAUAUAUGAUUAAUUUAGGAAUUCUUUUAUUUUUUAAUCAGAGCACUAGAUUUUAUCUAAAGAUUACCGUUUCCAAUUUAUGAGCCCCAUACAGCGAAGCACACUAAGCACCAUAAUCACUGUAUCUCAUUGUAGUAGCUGUAGUGCAUAGUCCAUUUUUAUGCAGUUUGACAAAAAGCUCCGUGGCUGUGGUUUGACUAAUGUUGACCUCUACUUGAAUUGGGUUUUAGCCUCAGUUGUUGUCAAGGAUUGACCCAAUGGAGAAGGGCAACACCCAAAGUUUCCUUGCACCAUAGCCACUUCAAGGAACUCUAGUGGUUAUUAUGGUUCUUAAAGUGCCAGUUUCACCAAAUUCCUUAUGAUGUGACAGCUUUCCAUUGGAAAACCAUGCCAGUCAUGUGCUGCAAGAUGUGGGUUCAUACAAAUAUUAUUAUUAUAUUAUUAUUAAAUUAAUGGAACAAUGGUAUUAGCUGUUCAGCCAAUAAGCUUGUCCUUUUGGGUUUGAUGAAGGAUUCAGUUCCUUGAGAUAUAUAUUCUCCUUUAACCAAGUUGCGUUUCUAUUUUUAAGGAGAACUCUAAACUAGUGUUUCCUAAACCAGUCCUCAAAACCCACCAACAGUCCAGGUUUUGUCAGUAUCUCCAUUGGAAUAAAAUAGGGAAAUACAUAAAUCCUGAACUGUUGGUGGGCCACGAGGACUGGUUUGGGAACCACUGCUAAACACCUAUAGCUUACUAUAGUUUGACACAAAACAGAGCUUACCUGGUAUCCAAAGCAUGUCCCUCUACAGCCUGCAUUAUGUAUACAAAUCUGUCUAAAUGUGGAUUCUAAGUCAUUCUAAGUCAAGCCACCUCUGACACUCAGACUUAUCAUUUUAAUCAACAUUACUUGGAGUGUGCAUUUGCAAAUUGCUUUAUGAGCAAGAUUUUUAAAAUUUUAUUUAUGAAAUGCAUUUUUUUUAAUUAGGCAAAAGAAACAAAAUUUGAGCUUCAGAUGACCAAACUAGAUAUAUAUAUAUAUAUAUUUUAUUAUUUUUUAUUUUUAUAAAAUUAUAUUUUAUAGAUAAGAUUAUUAAAAAGGCAAAAUUAUGGAGGACACACCUCAUGCCCACUUUCAUUAAGAGGCAUGGAUGUGGUAAAACCUCUCAUGUAAUUUUGUAUUGGACACUUAAUGCCAGACUUGGCAUCUCCAUGGCACUGUACAAUAUAUUCCUUAUUAUCUUUACAAGUGUGCUUUGCUGCCCCCAGUGGUUACAGUAAUCUAUUGCCAUUACUUUGGUGGAAGUGGAUGGGUUCUGAGUGACAGGAGAGCCCUGGGUAUCAGGAGAUCCCUGGUUUGUGUCAAACGUGUCUAAACAAUGUAACAAAAACUGAAGAGACGAUCCAAAGACUCCUUUCACUAUAUCUACUAUAAUAAACUGCAAUGGUUGUGAUAUUUAUGAAGUACCUUAGCACUACUGCCCCCUAACUGUUGGGUACAGAUGACAAUACCCUCAGUCAGUUUAAAGUAGGUAACAUGACAUCCUGUUAAUAUAGAGCAGCGGUUGAGUUUAAAAUCUUUUUCAGCGAGGAGGCAGAUUUGGAACAAGACAAAAACAGGUUUUAAUUUAGCUCAUUAAAGAGUAAUUAAUUUAAUUUCUCCACCAAUGUCAACAUUUGAUUAAAUAACCACACAAUAUUUUAACUAUUUUUAUGAAGUUUGUUACAGCAACUGUCUGCCAAAUAAUAAAAUUAUUAAGAUGAAA
Messenger RNA from Pelobates fuscus (common spadefoot toad), 4330 nucleotides. RefSeq names its product syntrophin alpha 1 (gene SNTA1). The coding region runs from base 79 to 1515 and encodes 478 amino acids. Lineage: Eukaryota; Metazoa; Chordata; Amphibia; Anura; Pelobatidae. Gene Ontology annotation, cellular component: intracellular anatomical structure; sarcolemma; neuromuscular junction. The transcript has 8 exons. The record is from RefSeq and is a predicted model, not a curated record. Gene Ontology annotation, molecular function: protein binding; structural molecule activity.